AUGAGGAUCCUGAAGCUUGAUCUAGAUAAGCCUGGUACAAUGAUGGAUGACAAAAGAUCUCUACUCUCACAUAGUACCGAAGAGUGCCUCCAUGGAGAUAAAGUAAACAUUCAAGUCUACCCCGCAAUAUGUCGAAGAAUCGCUCAAGGACCUGCUAGCAUUGAUUGUGAGCGCAUGCGAAAGGAAGACCAGGAGGGCAGCCAGGAGGGUGACCUUCACGCCAGAGUUAACAGGGUGUUUCAGAUUGGUGCACUGCCCAUGUAUCUUUUCAUUCCAGAUUUAAAGAAAUCUUCCUCUCCAUACGUAACUGACCCGGAAUGUACAAAGGCACCCUUGCAGGUCUACAUCUCAGCACUUAUUUACACUCCUGAACAAAGCCUUGUCCGGAAGCAGUACGAGAACGCAAUCCCUGAGUGGAUAAUUGAGCCACCAGCGAUGCGGAAAUCCUGGAGCCCUUUAUUACAGACACUGGGAGGUUAUGAGGCCCUUAGUGAUAUCUCUGACGUAUGCAAGGGUCUCGCCUUAUCACCCGAUGGCAAGCUACUUGCAACUUCGAAAGUUGAGAUCUGGGAUACAACUACAGGAACACUUCUUAACACCCUUAAGCCGAUGGGGAUUGGGUGCUCUGUCUCAUUCUCCAGAGAUGGCAAAGAAGUCAUAUCGUUAUCUAAGGAAGGAAAUGUAAGAGUGUGGGAUGUGUCCUCGGGGCGCUUAAUAAAACAGAUAAAAUCCCCCAUGCAAGGCCAGUGGGCUCUUGCGCAAACCUUUUCCAUUGACAGGGCCAGAGCAGCUUCGUAUUCAUUGGGUGGAACGCAUUUACUUCUUGACAUCAAGCAAUGGAAUGUAACAAAGUCAUUCAAGCCUCACGAGUCGAAGCUAUUGUCUAUGGCGCUUUCACCUAAUGGUGAGCUUCUGGCAACUCUAUGUACAAAGGGAACAGUUCGGGUGUGGAACACAACGGACGCUACUUUGGAUCAUUCCAUUGAAGCAGGUGAUCCCAAGAGAAUCUCAACAGGGAAGGAUAGCAAAACCCUGAUCAGCAGUGGGCUUGACCAACAACAGAAAGGAAAAGUCAAGUGGUGGGAUUGGGCUUCUGGCACGGAGGUCAAGACAACUUAUGGCGGCGGUCAGCUGCUCCAGCUGUCACCCGACGGCAGGCUGUUGGCAUCUGCGCAGGACUAUCAAAGCGACCAAAGAAAUCUAAUUAAAGUAUGGGAUGCCACAUCUGGAGACCUCCUCCAAGCUCUGGAUGAUAGCACAAGCCCUGCACAGGUUUUCGAAUUUUCUAAUAAUGAUCUCUCCUGGCGACUAAGUUUAGAGAGCUACUCGAUUAACUUGUGGAACAGAAAGACUAGGGAGAUCGGACCAGUGCUGAAUGGGUCUGGGUGUAAUAUAUCUUCUUUGUCAUUCUCCCCAGAUGGAGAGCUUCUGGCUGUAACAUUGCCUGACCGAGGCAUUUCGAUAUGGAGCUUAUCAUCUGGAAAGCUCAAAACGAUGCUACUGAUAUCUGACAGUGAUGGCAAUAUCUCUCACACUGCAUGGUCCCCCGAUAACACACAUCUAGCAUCCGUGUCUGGUAAUGGCACUGUGUUGCUUUGGGAUACAGUUACUUGGACCUUGAGGAGGUUGAUAGGAGAUUACCUGGGAGGGGAAAGGCAUACACCGAGGGCGAUCGCAUUCUCUCCGGAUGGCACAUUGCUGGCCUCUGGAUGGACCAGAGGCUUUUCUUCUUGGGGACCGCAUUCUCCCGAAAGUGGAACAAGCCUGUGGGAUGUGAAGACAGGCAUCCUCAUUGGUACUCGAGGUGUUGCAGCUAGCCGGCAAAUUCUCUGCUUCUCUGCCAAUGGGACAAGCAUAAUGACGGACAUCGGUCGAGCUGACGUUCGGUCCUUCUACAAGGGAUCUGAGUACGCCUCCUCGCGUGAUCUGGCAGUAUUUGAAGAUGAAUGGGCCCGGAUUGGAAAUGAAGCGAUCCUGCUGCCUAAUGACUACCACGCUACAUGUGCUGCUGCUACUGAUGAUGAUCUACUAAUAAUGGGCCAUGCAUCUGGCAAAGUGACUUUUCUUCGAGCCAAGGCACCUGAAGAUUAG
Aspergillus niger is the source of this 2091-nucleotide messenger RNA. RefSeq lists its product as uncharacterized. The coding region runs from base 1 to 2091 and encodes 696 amino acids. The record is from RefSeq and is a predicted model, not a curated record. NCBI's taxonomy places the organism in Eukaryota, Fungi, Ascomycota, Eurotiomycetes, Eurotiales, Aspergillaceae. Gene Ontology annotation, molecular function: protein binding. The transcript has 5 exons.